AUGGCUACAUUACGCGCAGCCAUGAAGCCUGCAGUAGUCAUUGUACCUGGCAACUUCAGCCUCCCUCGCUUCUGGGGCGCUAUCCAGCAAUCAGUCCAGGACAAGGGAUAUCCCGUCGAAGUUGCCGGUCUCAAAUCUUCGCGGGAAGAAACUAUCAAUCCUGCACCUGGCUUAGCUGACGACGUGGAAGAAGCUUCAUCAGUUCUUAAGAAGCACAUCGAUAAAGGAAGCGACGUUGUGUUGCUUAUGCAUUCAUAUGGAGGAAUGGUUGGUACCGAGGCUACUCGUGGCCUGAGUCGCCUUGAGCGCGAGAAAGCUGGUCUGAAAGGUGGAAUAACUCGUCUUGUCUUUCUGGCUUCCAUCUUUGCGCCACCGGGCAAAAACACAAGGGGUUUGUAUGAGGCAAAUCCGGGUCGUUAUCCCCGUCGAGAGGGCGACUACCUCGUCUGUGAUGAAAACACAGCAAUGUGCUUUUACAGUGAACUCACGAAAGAGCAAGGACUUCCAUUAGCUCAAGCUGCUUCCCAAGUCUACCAGGCUGCGCGAGUGUUUGGUGACGAACAGACAUACGAUGGUUUCCACAAGCUUAUUCCUUCGAGUUGGAUACUCACUAAGAAGGAUUUGUUGGUUCCAGAGGCUGCGCAGAGGAUGUUUAUUGCUCGGCUUGAGGAACAGGGGGGUCGGAGUGUGCCUGUGUUUGAGCUCGAUACGGGUCAUUCACCCCACCAAACGAAUCCUUCACUAUUCAUGGAUACUCUAGAGGAAAUCCUUGCGUAA
Molecule: messenger RNA, 777 nt
Organism: Fusarium venenatum
Lineage: Eukaryota; Fungi; Ascomycota; Sordariomycetes; Hypocreales; Nectriaceae
Product: Alpha/Beta hydrolase protein
Source: RefSeq, a predicted model, not a curated record